AUGAUAUUGUUGCUAUUCGUGCUCGUCGGCUUGAUUAGCGCGAAUCUCGAAUUCAAACCCUACAUACCAGCGGAGCAAUACAAAUGCGGCUCGUUCGCCACUGAACGAAACGCGCGCAAAACCGACAACGUUCUGGCGUUCUAUUAUCAGAACAUUGAUCAACUCAUCGCCUGGAUAUCGUCGCCGUUUGCACAUCAAGAACUUCUUACAAAUAAGGCGCUACUUGGCGACAUCGACGAACUUCAAGAAUCGCUCGAGACCAAAUAUUGGCAGUGGAUUGAGUGGCAGAAAGGAUGGAUUGGACUUUCACUAGGGAUCAUUGGAUUCAGCAUCCUCUUCGUAAUAUUCUUCAUAUUAUACAAAAUUUGUGCGUGUUGCUGCUCAAGUAGCUCUAAAAAACAAAGCACUGAUGCGAAACAUGACGCCUGUAAGCGACGAUGUUUCAAUUUUAUAGUUUUUUUCCUAGUGAUUCUCAAUGUAUUUUCUGCUUUCACCCUCCUCAUGACUAGCCAGUAUGCCCAAAUCGGAUUGGAUCAGCUACCGAAUCGAGUAAAUCAGUGCAUUGAUGACUUGAAUGUCUACAAAAGAGAUAAUGAUAUGAGAAUACGAAAACUUCUUAUUGAAGAUUAUCAAGUUCUCAAUAAGACCAUCAAUAAUCAAUUGAAAAAUGCUGGGCAUAACGUAGUGGAUCGUGUGAAGCGAUUAACAGGAGCUCACGUCAUCGAUGUGUUCUUGAAUGUGAGCAGUGUAGCGCAAGAUCUUCAAAGUGGCCUGGAAUACGUCAACGACAAGAUUAGAUUCCUAAAUGAAGAAGGGCAACGAUUUGAGGCUGAAUUCAGUCGUCUCAGAAACACCGCUCAUGACGAGCUUUUGCAAUGCGUUGAAAAUGAGAUGGAGCCGGUGAAAAGCAUGUGCACGAAGGCGGAACGCCUUCUGGAAAGUUUGGCAGUCACACAAUUCAAAAUUGAGCCUAAAAUUUUGAGUGCCAAUACGGAAGCAGCACUAUCGCAAAUUGUAAACGCCAACAUUUCUCAUAUACUUGGCGAAUCGAAUGCUCAAUUCGCCCGACUUGAAUCCACCAUUCAACAUGAAAUUAACAAGGAAACUCAUGUUGCUCAAAACAUGCUCAGACAAAUUGGCGAUGAUCUUUUUGUGGUCGCCGAGACGAUUUCAACCCAGCUUCGACAAGUCAACUUUGAGCAGUUAUACAAUAGUGUUUCGUAUAUUUCGGACACCAAAAAGUCACCAACAAUUAAAUAUGUGCAAUACAGUUGGUAUGCGUCCCUAGCAGUUUCCAGCCUCUACAUUCUCAUCGCUCUGUGCUUCUUCAUCGGAGUAUUGUACGGAUUGUGUGGAAGGCGCCCAACAUAUUACAACGAUGAUUGUUGUGUAAGAACUACUGGAGGCCGAUUCUUCCGUUGCGGAAUUUGGGUGUUCAUUGCGCUUUUCGUGUUCAUGGCAUUGGCGACGGCGAUCAUCAUUUUUGUCGCUGGGAACAUUUCGAGCAACGUUUGCCAACCAUUAAGAAACCCGCUUACAAGGCCAGAUGCUCUUUCUCUGGCCGAACGAUAUGUUGAGAUUUUGAAAAGCAAAUAUCAAUUGAGUCAAGAUGUCAAGGAGUUGCUUGACAAAAAAACUCCCGUUGAGAUCAUUCGAGCUUGCCAGAGGAACGAAACUCUCUACAACAUGUUUGACUUUGACAAGAAGUACCACCUAAACCAGUUGAAGGAAUUUGAGAAGGAAGCUUACAACCAAUUAAAGACAUAUUUGGAAAGAAUGAUGGAAAACAUGCCGGACGUGCGACCACUAGACGCUUUUAUUUCCAAGAAUGAGCUCAAUGAUUUGGAAAAGUUGGCCAAUGUGAAUAUUACAAAGUUCAGUCAGCAGGGUCUCAACGCGAUCAAACACGCGAUGGAUGAGUUGGAUCUCAUCACUAAAACGCGCGAGUUUGAGGAGAGCUUGGAUUUGUCGGCGGGACGUCCAAAAGCUGUCACAUUGGUGCUUGAGCAGAUUCGCGAGAUGGAAGUGGAAUUCGCGAAGCCUCUUCGAAUGAGAUUGGAUUCUUUAUAUACAAACAUCACCCUUUUAGACCAAAGGCUCACCCAACUCCAACUUCCAGUUUCUUCUCUUCUAGUGAAACUCCAACAUGCGCAAGCAUUAUUAUCGGAGAAUAUGAAAGAGCAUUUUGCUCGCGCGGCCAAGGAAGAGUUUGAUCAGAUGAUUGCACAUGUUGAUGAAUACAUCGAUCAUGUGAAACAAGAUAUGCAAACGGACGUCACCUCAUGUGUUCCAAUCUCAAGAAUCGCUUCCUAUACAACCUCUGCACUUUGUCAAAACACCAUUGACCCUCUUAAUGGCACUUGGAUGUGUAUGCUGAUAUGUUUGAUUCUAUUGGUCCCAAUUGUCAUCAUCGCAAAUGCCCUUAUCUCCCUUUAUGAUAAAAUGCACGCGUUUCCAAAAUAUAUUGUUGAGCCUCCAGCGGACACUCAUCAUCAUAUGUCAUCAUUUAUUACGGAUACCUAUGACACUCGCCCAAAACAUAGUUACUACACCUACACUGACGACUAUCAACGCACAUUUCGGUGA
Molecule: messenger RNA, 2586 nt
Organism: Caenorhabditis bovis
Lineage: Eukaryota; Metazoa; Nematoda; Chromadorea; Rhabditida; Rhabditidae
Source: the annotation of a GenBank genome assembly